AUUUUCAUGAACUAAUAUUCGCAUUAGUAAUGAUAUUAAUCAUUAUUUAAACAUCUAUUAUUAUAUAUAAUUAUAAUAAAAUGAGUAAUUACGCGUAAACAGUCGAUGUUUGUAAUUUUGAUUAUCGAACAUUAUAAUUGUAAUCCGAAAGCGUACUGUUGGCCGACAUAGCAUUUUUGUUUCUUUCUGGUAAUGUUUGGAAAAAGUGAUUUGUAUACUGCGCGUCUACGAAUAAUAAUCAACUAUGCUACUGCUGGUUUUCUAUUCGCAGUAUAGUUAUUACUAUUGACAAUGCACCGCUGAUUUGAGUUCUAAGUGUUUUUAUUAAUACGUACAUUGAUUUAUGGUAUCUCAAAUGCAACGAGCGUUCGCUCAAAAACUUACCAACAGCAAUGUCACUUCAACGUCAAAAAGUUCUGAUGAUUCAGCAUCUAAUAACAGUAGUAAUACUGUUACGGCCCACAGUGAACCGAACAAUUUUGUCAGAAUAAACAAUAUCGCACCUACUAUUGUGGAGCCUGUGGACUAUGAAAAUUACCUGCAGCAUCAUAUUUGUAGUGACACUAAAAGUAUCGAAAACGAUGACCCUCUAUUGGAAUUUCCUGACGGCUCAGACGAUGUGGACGUUUAUGUUUUGCCUCGUAAAGUGCGCACACUUAUACCCACUGGCCCGGAAGAAGACAUCUCUAAACUAGCACCUCAUGUACAUGAUUUCGUUCGAGCCUACAACCGAGAUUGGCUUGUUGUUGAUUAUGUUUAUAGACAAAUAAAUACUGUUGAAGAUGAUAGGUCUAGUUUAUUAGCCUAUGAAGAUUCUUGGAUACCUUCUUCUCGAAGCAGUUCUCACAGUAGGACUUCUACAAAUUCUGCAUUGCAACGUACUCAACCACGCUUACUUUAUAAAAAUGAUCACCACAAUCAUCCAUAUAAAGAUUCAAUAAAACAUGGAGGUAAAAAUUCAAAUAGCCCAAGCAAUAAUUCAAGUACUGAAAAUUCAUUGACAUCAAACAAUAUCAGUAGUUCAUCAUCAGCUACUGAUUUGAUUAACACAGCUAAUGAUCCAUUAAUUGGAACUGUAUUUCAAAGAUUACCUAUUGAUACACUUGAUAGAUUAAAUGCUGUGGCAAGACAAGAAAAUAGACAAAAUCGUUUAUUUGGAACCUAUUUACCUGUUGUUAAAACAAGGCAAAAAUAUAACAGUCAUAUUGAACACCCAAAUAAACCACCUGUACCACGCGAGAUUGUUUCUAGUCGUCGGAUUCUAGUAAAAUGUCUACAACUAGAAUGUUCUAUAGACACAGAUACUGAACCUAUAUAUGCACAUAUAUCAUUGUAUGAUGUUCGACGCCGUAAAAAAAUGUCUGAAAAUUUUUAUUUUGACUUUAAUUCAUGUACCUCAGCUGGAAAUGAAAUUGAUACAACUACACGUAGUCGUACUUGUGUAAUUGAUAUAGAUGGCACAGGAUCCUCUACAGGAGAUGAUUUAUUUCUUGUCAUUAGACUAGAGAAACCAUUACGUGGUGAUUCAGAUUCUGUUAUAUCUUCUACAGAUACAUCAACAUUUUCUUCAAAUAAUACUGAUGUAAAAUCGAGUGGUAAAUCUACUCAAUACCAACAUGUUAAGUAUCGCAUGCCUUAUGCUUGGACUGCUGUGCAUAUGGCAGAUGUUUUUUGCUGUCCUGGUGGUUCUGAUAGCCUUGAUCGUAAUAGUACUGGGAGUGGAUCAAAUAGCUUAGAUGGAAGAUUUGGACUCAGUGAGUUUGAUCGUUUUCGUAAAAAAUGGGCUGCAGCUGGAGGAAGUAGUGCAGAUUCUAAUACAACUGUACGCCGAGGAUCUCUAGAUCGUAGGACUAACUAUUCAACAACUGCUAGUACCAGUGGUUAUAGUAGUGCAGCUACUAAUGAUAAUAGAUACAGUUGGUCAUCUGAUGAAUUUAAUACUGAAGCAUUUCGUCCAGUUACUUUAACUGUUAAUGGAUUUUUUAAACAAGAAACUGAUAAACUUAAAGAUGAUGAUUUGUAUAAAUUAUUACCAGAACUAAAAAAACCAUCAAGUUGCCCAUCAAAAAAGUUAAAAAAUCUUAAUGGUUUAUUGAAAUUAGAUAUAUCACCUUGCCCAACAGAUGAUGUUAAACAAUGUUUAACCCCAGACUUAAUACCACUAUUGUCUUAUGAUAUAGCCUCUGAAGAUAAAAUUCGACCUAUUAGGGAAAUAUUGGAGUUUCCAUUAGCAAGCUGUCGUGUUUCAAGUCCCCAUUAUAUUUACCGUAAUCUGUUAUAUGUUUAUCCUAAAGAGUUAAACUUUGCAGGAAGAACAGGUUCUGCAAGAAAUAUAGCGGUUAAAAUUCAACUCAUGUGUGGCGAACGACAACCUCAAGAUGCUGCAUUUGCUAUAUUUGGAAAAUCUUCAAGUCCUCGUUUUGUUUGUGAAGCUUACACUACAGUUAGUUAUCAUCAACGUUGUCCUUCAUUUUAUGAUGAAAUAAAAAUCAAGCUACCUGCCGACCUGGAUGACCGGCAUCAUUUAUUAUUUACAUUUUAUCAUGUGAGUUGCCGUCGUCGUGGAACUCUUGUUGGUGGUCAAGAAAAUCAUCAACAUCGACCACAAGUUGCACCUGAAACACCUAUUGGAUAUACAUGGUUACCUCUAUUGAAAGACAGAUGUUUAAGUUCUGGGGAGUUAUGUUUACCUGUUGCAUUGGAACCACCACCACCUGCAAAUUAUUCUUAUAUAACACCUGAUGUACCACUACCAGGUAUUGAAUGGGUAGAAAACCAUAAGGGUCUGUUUACAGUACUUUUGGAACCAGUAUCAUCUAUUCAUCCUAGGGAUAUUCAUUUAAACAAUUUUUUUAACUACUGUUCUGUGUUGCAACAUAAUCCAUUGCCACGCCGAGUUGCUGAAUCCAAUAUUGAAGCAGAACUAAAACAUAGGAUUUCAAACUUGGCGCGAUGUCAAAUUGACCCACUAAUAGAGUUUGUACCAGUAGUAUUCGACAAAUUGCUUUCUCUCUUAGUGGAAUCACCUGUUACUCAACAUCAACAAUCCAUGAAUUUAGGGCUAACAAUAUUUCGUACCCUGACUGACUUAGUUUCAAUGACAAUGAGCCAUUCUCAAGGACAACAAAUAUUAUCAUCUUAUGUGCGUUAUCAAUGCUGUUGUUGUAAUGUAGCUGCAGCAGCGGCGGCAAAUGCUAAAACUAAUACUAAUGAGAAUGAAAAUGAUUACUCUAGUGGGCAAGAGUAUUCAGAAAGGCUUGAUAAAUAUUUUCGGUUGAGAAGUAAUAGUGAUCCUGAUUCAACUAAAAAACCAUGUUCUUCACCUCUUUUGGAUGGUAACACAUUUGCUGCAUUUAAAAACAGUGGAUUGGACAGAGCAUGCAGUAUGAAAACUGGUCGUUGUCAAGGUGUCCUUCCACCAACGCAAUUUGAAGAGCAACAAAGUCAGUUAUUUUGUUCUGAUCAAAAAAGGUUGACUAAUAUCAAAAGUGUUCAUGAAGAAUUAGCGUUUCAGUGGGUAGUAUCAACUAGUACAGUACGCAGGGAUGCAGCUGCUAACAAUUCAAGAUUUUUCUUUGACGUUAUAGUAAAAAGUAUGGCCGUUUCAUUAGCAAUGGUGCCUGGAGGGUUAGAUAGUGAUCGUAAAAAUCGGUUUAGUGAUCAAUUUUUUGAUGACAUUUCCACAUUAUGCACAAGUUUUGCUCUAGAUAUUGUAUCUAAUUAUGAAAAAUGCUCCAAACAGGUGAACAUAAUAAAUUGUAAUUUAGCGUGGUUCAUACAUGAUUUGUUGUCUUUAGCAGACAGAGGAUUUGUAUUUGGCUUAAUAAAUACAUAUGUAAAAACAAUAUUUUCAAAACAGCAAAGUCUUCUUAUCCAGCUACCACACCACGAAAAUUAUUCCGCUUUAUCUAGUUUAAAAUUGGACUUCUUGAAAAUUGUCUGCAGUCAUGAACAUUAUGUUCCAUUGAAUCUUAUUAGUCAUAAUAUUCAUAAUAUUUCACCAACUUACUCUGUGGCUUCUACUAUUUCAAACCAAUCAUUAUCAAUGGCUAGUGGUACAAUGAUGACAGUUACCGAAUCCACAGUAAAAGAAUAUGCUGAGUUAUCAUUAGCAUUCCGUCGUCACCAUUAUUUAGUUGGCUUAGUAUUAUCUGAGUUCAUCACAGUAUUACAGUGUACUAAAAGCGAUUUGAAAGUUAAAGAAAAAGUGGUCGACUUGUUAUUAGGAUUAAUGUCAUCUCAUGAUACUCGUUAUCAACAAGAGAAAUGGUCGUCAAAACGUAAGACAUCAAGCCGGGUAACACUCAUGUAUUUGCCUCUAUUAACAGCUGUCACAACGGAUUCGUCGUUCCUUAAUUUACUGAAAUUGGAUUUUGAAAAUAAUGACAUGAUUAAAAUCAAACCUAACAAAGAAAAUGAAAACGACAUUGAUUCAUGUACUAAUGACGGUUUUAAAACUCCAGAAACUAAUUCUGAUGAUAACGUGAAUGCCAUCUCUGCAUCCUCAUUGAUGGGUGUUAAAAACACCACAGCAUCAUGGUAUAGACAAACAAAUAAAAAUAAUUGUCGUAAAUCUAAGUUGAAUGCAGUAACAUCUACUAAAGUAUUGGCUUGCAUACUAUGGAUAUUAAAGAAUCUAGAUAAUGAAGUAAUGCACGUGUGGCUAGCAGAGUCAUCUUUCCAAAGAGCUCAAAAUACAUUAUCGUUAUUAACUUUAUGUAUUAACCGUUUCUACAAUAAUUCAAAUAAUUAUAAAAAGGGUAAUCAUAAAUGCGUUAAUUGCAACAGUCAAUCUUUGUUUACGUCAAAUAUUAAUUCCUCUCAACCGGUUUUAAAUGAAACUUAUUGUACCGAUAAUAGCAAUAACAUGUCAACAACAGCUUCGUCAACUUCAUUAUCAUCCACAUCUACGACACAAUUAUCAACUACUGAUGAUGUUAAGUCGAGGCUCGAAGAAGUAAUAUUAGGUCAAGGAUCAGCAAGAUCAGAGUUAAUGCGACGUAAAGCCGGACUCGAUUCCGGAAAUGGAAAUGCGGGUACUACUAGCAAGGUGCGAUGGAGAAAAGACCACGUUUUAACGUAUAAUAGACCUUCGUCGUUACAGUCAUGUGCUUGUAGUGCCGAUGGCCCACAACAACUUGAUAAGAUAUUUGGCAUCAAUCAAGAUCAGUCUGAUGUUGAAUUUGACUUAGUUAAUGAGAUUGGUUUCAUAGUACUCGAUACUAUAGAACAGAUUAUUCAGGUGGCAUCCUUACCUACAGGGUUAAAAAAUUCUAGUCCCAUUCAUUGGUCUAUACAUCGUGUUUUCAAACUACUUCUACGAGCUAUGUCUACUAUCACCGCUACUUCUACUACUAAUAAUGCUACCAACUCAACAACAAACACAGCUCUUCAAUGCAUGUUUGGUACUCAGAGAUCGAUGGUUGCCAAGUUUCCGGAAUUAUUAUUCGGUGAAGGUCAAGAUGAAAGAGAUUUAGAUGUCGAUAAUGAAGAAGAUGACAUAGGAAUGGAAAACUACCAUUUUUCUACUAGUAGUUCUUCUACUAAUCGUUGUGCUAAUUUGAUUUUGAUGUUAUUACGGCAUUGUGCUAUAAAUUCAAGUACGAUUGGAGUCCGAGCGCAAGCCGCUGCUUCAUUAUAUUCGUUGAUGCGUCAAAAUUUUGAUAUUGAAAACAAUUUUGCUCGAGUAAAAAUGCAAAUAACUGUGGCAUUAAGCAUAUUAAUAGGAGGAGCUGGAGCGUCGCCGACAGCUACGGGUGAAAGUAGGAAAGAAGUAUUGUCUUUCAACGAAGAAUAUUUAAGACGAGUUUUGAAAACAAUACUUUUAUACGCCGAGCGUGACUCCGCUGAAUUACAAAAUACCACAUUUCCUGAUCAGGUUAAAGACUUAGUAUUAAACUUACACACAAUACUAUCCGACACAGUGCAAAUGAAAGAAUAUAGUCAAGAUCCAGACAUGCUAAUGGAUUUAAUGUAUCGUGUAGCAAAAGGUUAUCAACAAACUUCAUCACCAGACCUACGACUUGCGUGGUUGGAAAAUAUGGCUCGAAAACAUAGUCAGAGAAACAAUUUUACCGAAGCUGCAAUGUGCUUAGUUCAUGGAGCUUCGUUAGUCGCCGAAUAUCUUACUACAACAGAAAAUCUCGAUUUAGUCGGUUGUCGAGGCGCAACGUGUUUAGAAUGUAUAUCACCCAACGUGUUGGAAGAAUGUGCGGUAUCGGAUGACGUAAUGGUAGUUAGUCAAGCAGCUGAUCAAGUCUGCUUAGGAGAUGAAUUCACAGAAAUCGGUCUUGUAUCGUUGUUGGAUAGAUCGGCUGAGUUAUUUCAAAAGGCUGGUAUGUUUGAAGUAAUGAGUCAAGUGUAUAACAAAGUAGCAAUACCUUUGAUAGAAAAGACUAAUGAUUACAAGAAGCUAUCGGAUACGUAUUUGAAAUUACAUGAUGCAUACAGUAAAUUGGAACGGCUGCAAGGCCGCCGUGUGUUUGGCACGUAUUUCCGUGUAGGAUUUUAUGGCGCUAAGUUUUUUGGACCCGAUGGACUAGACGGCGAGGAAUUCGUUUACAAAGAACCGACUCUCACGAAACUUUCAGAAAUAUUUGGCCGUCUACAGAAUUUUUAUUCCAAUCGAUUUGGUGAAGACUGUGUGACUAUUAUCAAAGAUUCCAACACAGUAGACGUUGGCACAUUAGAUCCACGGAAAGCGUAUAUACAAAUUACCUACGUGGAACCGUAUUUUGAUGCUUAUGAAUGUCGUAUACGUACCACACAUUUUCAAAGGAAUUUCAACUUGAAGCGUUUUGUGUUCUUUACGCCAUUUACACCCGAUGGUCGAGCUCAUGGACAAUUAAAUCAGCAGUACAAGCGUAAGACUAUAUUGACCGUUGCGCAUAACUUUCCAUAUUUAAAAACUCGAAUCCGCGUACAAAGUCGUCAAACGGUCGUUAUGGGGCCUAUAGAAGUGGCAUUGGAAGACUUGCGUAAGAAAACCGACGAAUUGGCACGUAGUGUGCGUCAACAUCCUGCUGAUCCGAAAAUGUUACAAAUGGUUCUUCAGGGAUGCAUAGGCACUACUGUAAAUCGAGGACCAAUGGAAAUGGCGACAGUAUUUUUGACUCCUCCACGAUAUGACAAGAGUAGUGGUAAUAAAAGUCCAGAUGCCUUGGAUGAAUCUGUUGUACAGCCACCACCACCUCGUUUACAAAACAAAUUACGAUUGUGUUUUAAAGACUUUUCGAAAAAAUGUGCCGACGCUUUAGCGAAAAACAAAACCCUCAUCGGACCUGAUCAACGGGAUUAUCAACGCGAACUGGAGCGUAAUUAUCGAAAAUUUACUGAUCAAUUGGCUCCGCUGUUGGUAGCUGGUACAGCGUCCUCUCUAACUGGCAGCAUUGUGGGUAGUGACAUUGUCUAUAGUAACCUUUCGGUGAAUGCGCGUGGACCUUACCAUCAUAAUGGUGCAUGUAAUUUACCAUCUAUGAGCUAUGACGAUAAUAAUGAUAAUCAAGACGAAGAAGAUGAUACUACCAUAACUAAUAUAAGUAAUGGGGACAAUGAGGCUUUGAGUAAUUUAAAUGGUGACUCGAGUCUCACAUAAGAACAUCACUACAAUUUUUAUAUAGAAGCUAAUGAAUAAUAAUUAUAAUUCAUAAUGCACGACUUUAGGGUGCAGAAAACAAGUGUUCGUGUAUUUACAAAAUUAAUUAUAAUAGGUAUUUUUUAUUUUUAUUUCUACUUAUAUAAUUGGUAUGUAAGACUGUCCGUACACAGAUAGUUAUAUUUUAAAAAAAUGUCAUGAACCAAAGGAAUUUUUAUACUUAAUUUA
Messenger RNA from Sipha flava (yellow sugarcane aphid), 7822 nucleotides. RefSeq names its product dedicator of cytokinesis protein 7 (gene Zir). NCBI's taxonomy places the organism in Eukaryota, Metazoa, Arthropoda, Insecta, Hemiptera, Aphididae. Gene Ontology annotation, biological process: small GTPase-mediated signal transduction; positive regulation of GTPase activity. The record is from RefSeq and is a predicted model, not a curated record. Gene Ontology annotation, molecular function: guanyl-nucleotide exchange factor activity. Bases 344 to 7594 code for a protein of 2416 amino acids. The transcript has 34 exons.